Molecule: messenger RNA, 2918 nt
Organism: Drosophila ficusphila
Lineage: Eukaryota; Metazoa; Arthropoda; Insecta; Diptera; Drosophilidae
Gene: PIG-G
Product: GPI ethanolamine phosphate transferase 2
Exons: 7
Coding region: 96-2861 (921 amino acids)
Biological process (GO): GPI anchor biosynthetic process
Cellular component (GO): endoplasmic reticulum membrane
Molecular function (GO): metal ion binding
Source: RefSeq, a predicted model, not a curated record
UUAUAUUUUUCUUCCAGCUGACAGGCGGCAUUUUUCGGUGUUGUUGUUUUGUUGGUUUUUUUUAGUGGAGGAGAACUUCCAAUGAAAACGAUACAAUGGAGCAGCACAAGGGUCGGCUGGUUUACACCAUCAGCAUGCUCUCGUUGUUCCUCUGCGGCGCAGUACUGUUUCUGAUCGGCUUCUUUCCGGCCUCCUACUCCGUGGCAGAAGACCAGAGCACCGUGCCUGAAGGCCGGCCCACCACAUUGCACGGCGUCAAACUGACGCCACCACCACCUGCCUAUGACUCCUUCGUACUGCUACUGAUCGAUGCUCUGCGAGAUGAUUUCCCGAAUGCCACGUCUAUGCCGGUGGCUCAUUCAAGAGCCUGCGAGAAGCUGAUUCUUCAUGUAGACAUUCCGACGGUGACAAUGCCUCGACUUAAGAGCAUCACCACCGGCACCCUGUCUAACUUCAUUGACAUUGCCUUGAACGUGGGCCACACACAGCAACUGCAGGACUCCUUGCUGCACCGCCUGAAUCACCAUAAUCGACUUAUUACCUUUGCCGGUGAUCACACCUGGGUAAAACUAUUUCCCAGCGAGUUCACGCGGCAAGCCGAAAACCAUGACUCUUUUUAUGUAAACGAUUUUUACGAAGGAGAUAGAAAUGUGACCAAAACCCUGGAGGCGGAGUUGGAAAUUAAUGACUGGACCCUGCUAAUUUUACACUAUCUGGGCCUGGACCACAUCGGCCAUGUUGAAGGAAAUGCCAGUCCCAGGAUCCCGCUUAAGCUUAGGGAAAUGGAUGAAGUGGUGCAGAAAAUAUUGAAACACAAGAGUUUUACAAAUAAAAUGCUUUUGCUGACGGGAGAUCACGGCAUGGCUGAUGGUGGUGGACAUGGCGGAAAUACGCCAGCCGAAACUCUGGUACCUCUUUAUCUGUACUCUAACAAUUGCAGCCAGACCACUUCAGCUGCAACGAAACGCUACAACCAAAUCGACUUAGCGCCCACUCUCUCAGUGCUUCUGUCUGUUGAGAUACCUACCCUAUCCAUCGGUUGCUUGAUUCCAGAGAUGCUGACCUCGUUGUCCCUGGAGUACCAGAUGUACGCUUAUUUUUACAACGCCCAUCACUUGCUCAACAAGGCGCGUGUAAAGUUCGGUCAUGAAAAAGUUCAUCGGAGUGAUUUCUACACGUGGUAUCAGAAUGCUACAUUGCUGCACAAGAAAUUGCUGCUUGGUGGAGCUAGUCAGGUGUUCUACCAGAAUGCCAAGCUAAAUUACAUGCGGGUGGCUCGUGAGAUUUCGGGUCUGCUCUCUGAAUCCCUUGUUAAGUUUGACUACGGAUUUAUGGCCAUAGGACUCGCCUUAACGACAGCGACAUCCCUCCAUACUGUGAUCAGCGUGUUGUAUUUGGAUCUCACUGAACAGCUUCAGUUGGACAGUUUGAAAUGGGGACAGCUUCUAGUUUCCGCGAUUGCGGCAGUCCUUCUAAAUGUGGCCAGUCAUGCACUGGAUAUAAUCCUAACCAGCACCAUGCUCCAAAGCAUUCUGCUUAUGGCACCUAUUGCCAUUGCUGUUUAUUUAAUAAUUGAUGUGGCGCAGGCGCUGCUAAAGAUUGCACUGCCUCCGAUAUACACACGGCGCCUAAAGAUCUCCAUUCCGUUGCCGCUACCUCUGCUAGCUUGUUUUGCUAUUCGCACCUUAACACUUGGUUCCUCGUCGUUCAUUGAGUACGAGUAUAAGACCUGGUAUUACCUGGGUAAUACCCUUAUCUUGCUGACUGCAUUCCGAACGCUGCGACGGCGCAUCACUAAAACUAACGUGGAACUAGAUGGUCGUCAUCUGUACACCAUUGCAUCAACGUGUCUUUGGCAGAUGCGCAAAGUUUUCGUAAUGCUCAUGCUGCUCACAUUGAUGCGCUAUAUACACAGGUUGCAGGCCAUCCGAAGUACAAUAAUGAUAUUCUCACUGUUGUUGCUGUGGGCGCGCCUGCAUCGUCACAGCCAGUUGCCGCAGUCGGUGGCCAGUGCAGCAGCAUUGUUUAUGGUUUAUUGCUUUCGCGGACUGAACGGUCAGGUGCACUUCAUCGAGGUCCCACAGUAUGCCGCUGCUAAACUCAUGGUGCCCACGUUGGUCAUCUUCUGGUGCUGUCUGGCAUUGGUUUUUGUGUUGGGCUACCGUGCAGCUCUGCCUCAAACGCAGAGUUUCGAAAGUGCUCCUCCCAAAAGUGUGCUGCUGCAGCUGCUCCAGACGAACCUCACCAGCUCCCUGCUGCUAGCUGCACUUCUACAAAAGGUCCAAAAUAUCCUACUGUUGCCAGUGCUUCUCGUGGCCCUGCAGCAAACCUACAAGCUGUGCGAUGUUUUCGGGACCAGUACCCGAAAGUUCUCCGUGCGGUUGGUGCACGUGUAUAAGAUCAUAAUGACCAUAUUCCUGGCCAGAAUGUUCUUUUUUUACCAGGGCAACUCGAACAGCUUGUCCACGAUCGACCUGACGCCAGGCUACAUCGGGCAAACUAGUUACAACCCAGUAAUCGUUGGCCUUUUCGUCACCCUCAACACUUACAGUGCGGAGAUUCAUGCAUUCCUUUAUUUGGUUGUCCACACUCUGCGCUCUGAUCUGCGGAGUGUCGGCAUCAUGCAUCUGCAGCCGCCUUAUUCCAUUGCUGCGGAUUCACUGAUAGCUCCACUCUACGCCGCGCUUAUCAUGUUGCCGGCGGCUUUCUACCUCUUUCUGUUGGUAGGCUUUCGCUACCACCUUUUCAUCUAUUCCGUUUUUUCCCCAAAAGUACUCUAUGACUGUUACACUGUGCUGGUGUUUUAUUUGGUUUUUAUAGUAACGAGUUUGUACUUUAGAUUGUUUAAACAUGAUGCUUAAAACUAAGAAUUAAUUUAAAAAUGCAUAAGCUAUUACAAAGAUGAUUGAUGACGAAUA